Molecule: messenger RNA, 951 nt
Organism: Rotaria socialis
Lineage: Eukaryota; Metazoa; Rotifera; Eurotatoria; Philodinida; Philodinidae
Source: the annotation of a GenBank genome assembly
AUGUCCGACCAAGAUUAUGUGUGUGCUGCCAAGAAUGUUUCUAUGGCACAAUGCGGCAAUUUACAACACGACAGUUUGGUUUCUCGCUCGGUGCAAUUUUGGGUUAUCAAAUUCGUCCUCAUCUAUCCAUUACUAGACAAUCAGUAUACGUAUGUCACAAUAGGUAUUGCUGUAGGAUGCAUCAUGUUGGCGAUUGGUUCGAUAUUUCUCAUGUUCAAUUGUAUUUCAAUUGAAUGUGUUCUUCGAUUUUUAUUAGCUGUCACUGAUUGGUUUCAUGCUUGUGCAGCUGUGGAGCGACUUCUCAGUGUCAUUCUCAAUGCCAAAUUUGGCCUGAUGAAGAGCAAAAAACUGGCAAAACUAUUAAUUAUUAUUUUUCCUUUGUUGAUAUCAAUAUCUCUAAUGCACGAUCCUAUCCAUCGAGGUCUCAUUUACGAUGAAGAAGCACAACGAACUUGGCGUCUGCUUCGUUUGAAACCACAUAUUGAAAGUUAUAAUUCAUUUAUUAAUAUUUUUCACUUCAUUACUCCUUUUGCACUUAAACUCAUAUCGACUAUCAGCACCAUCUUCUGCAUCGCAAAGAAUCGUACAUUAGUCAAGAACGAAAAUUCUUACAGCGACAAUAUCAAAGAACAAUUUCAUAAAUAUAAAAAUCUUAUUAUUAGUUCUAGUUGCUUGGUUAUCUUAGCUCUGCCUCCUUUAAUCUUGAAUUUUGCAUCUGGAUGCACGGAAUCAGUACAAGAACCUUCAGUAUUCUUAGCAGCAUACUUCGUUUCAAUCAUUCCAUCCUUAAUUGCAUUCGUCAUUUUUGUCUCAACUUCGCAAACAUAUAAAAAAAGAGUUCAAAAGUGUGGUUCAAAGAAAAUGGAAGGCGUUCCAACUUCAUUUUCAUCUAUAUUAAUUUAUCAUACAAAAAAAUAUAUUUUACAGUACAAUUUCAGGCGUGAAUUAUGA